Molecule: messenger RNA, 1665 nt
Organism: Aspergillus pseudotamarii
Lineage: Eukaryota; Fungi; Ascomycota; Eurotiomycetes; Eurotiales; Aspergillaceae
Product: heterokaryon incompatibility protein-domain-containing protein
Exons: 1
Coding region: 1-1665 (554 amino acids)
Source: RefSeq, a predicted model, not a curated record
AUGCAUCUACUGAGCACCUAUACCAUUGAAUUGGUAGAGUUUCCACCAGACCGCAUCCCCGACUAUGCAAUUUUGUCCCACACCUGGGAAGAGGAGGAGGUUCUUUUCACAGAUAUGCAGCAUCACACGGGACGAACAAAAUCCGCAUGGUCAAAGGUUCAAGGCGCAUGUGCGCAAGCGCGAGCGGAUGGGUUUGGCUACAUCUGGAUUGAUACCUGCUGUAUCGACAAGAGCAGCAGUGCGGAGCUAACCGAAGCGAUUAAUUCCAUGUUCACAUGGUAUGCAAACGCUGCAGUCUGCUACGCGUAUCUGUCCGAUGUCAUAGUUCAUACUAAAGUAGAUUUGGAUUUGACUGAGUUUGAACAAAGCAGAUGGUUCACUCGUGGAUGGACCCUACAGGAGCUACUGGCUCCCUCGGAGGUCAUGUUCUUCUCACGAGAUUGGGUCCGCUUUGGAGAGCGAAGCAGCUUAGCUUACAGGCUGAUGAAUAUCACACGUAUCGACGAGGCCGUUCUAAGUCGUGAGUUACCGGUUUUUGAAAAGAGCAUAGCGCAACGCAUGUCAUGGGCUGCUCGGCGUCAAACUACCCGGCCAGAGGACAUGGCCUACUGCCUGAUGGGAAUAUUUACGGUGAACAUGCCUAUGCUCUACGGCGAGGGAGGAGAGAAAGCUUUUCUUCGCCUGCAGGAAGAGAUCAUGAAACACUCAGACGAUCACACCAUCUUUGCUUGGACCGACAAAAGUGCGUCUCCAGACGACCUACAUGGUCUACUCGCAUCAUCUCCGGCACACUUUGUGGAUAGCCAGGACGUCAUAGCGUACCAGCAAUGGGAGCCUACCCCGCCAUAUGCAAUGACGAACAGGGGCUUGCGUAUUGACUUAGCCCUUCAUAAUCCCACACAGCAGUGGACGGGGCGUGACUUGAUAGCACUUCUCCAUUGCGGCGUUUCACAAGACAUCAAAGGCAAAGAUGGGUAUAGGUUCUUGGCUAUACGUCUUAUCCAACUCUCAGAGUUCGAUAAUAGGUACGCCAGGAGAAAUAUUGGGGUCUUACUGAGGGAGUCAGUUUCUAGCCGUAUGCAAACAAUAUAUGUGCCCCAAACAAAUACUGUUGAAGCGGAUACGCGAAAGCCAUUAGGUCAUGUCAUCUUUCAUAUGACAAGCAUCCAAAUUAAGUCCCGAUACCGUCUGAAACGGAUAGCGUCUCCCACAGUGGAGAAAGAUAUAGAGAAGAUACGGUUAGACUUGACAUCGCCACCCACAGGAAAUGUGUUUAGUUUCUCAAGCCUGAACAGUACUAAGGGGAUUGGUAACAUGCUGGCUUUCCUCGUUUGGAAAGAAUUGAACAUGCCUUUACAUGUCGUGAUUGGGGUGGGAUAUUCACCAGACUUCGGUCUAGGUUUUAACGCUAUCCGCCUUAUGGGAGGAACGAUGGAAUUUCUUAAGAUGUUCAACGAUUUUCUGUCGAGCUCUGAAGUGCCUGGGGUACAAGAUCUCCAGCCUAUGGGACGACAAGUCUAUGCCGAUAAUAUCAUUGUGUGUGUAUCAGCAAGGGAACACACAGAGACCAUUCCCAGACAUUACGCGUUAGACGUAUCCAUAAGGGAGGAAAGAACAAAUUUCUGGAAUUUCUCCAUCUUACCGACGAGGCCGCUGUAUAGCUAG